Messenger RNA from Hyalella azteca, 1774 nucleotides. Its product is annotated as facilitated trehalose transporter Tret1. Gene Ontology annotation, cellular component: membrane. The record is from RefSeq and is a predicted model, not a curated record. Gene Ontology annotation, biological process: transmembrane transport. NCBI's taxonomy places the organism in Eukaryota, Metazoa, Arthropoda, Malacostraca, Amphipoda, Hyalellidae. Bases 212 to 1669 code for a protein of 485 amino acids. The transcript is spliced from 7 exons. Gene Ontology annotation, molecular function: transmembrane transporter activity.
UUGUGGUCUCGUCUCCUACAAUUCCCCAUUAAAUUCUCGAUUGUUGGUAUAUUGAAAUACUGCAGAUACUAGAGUUGCGUCAGCAAACCUAAGACAAAUUGGUUAUGGAAAUAUCAAAUUCGUAACAGCAAUCGCACAGAAUUAUAUUCCUGACGUAUCUACGGUUCCCUGCACUGAGUCUGCCUGCGUCAUCUAGCAUACGUCUGGGGAGAUGACGACGCUAAGGACAUGGAUUAUCUUCAGAUGGAGGCAGAUGCUAGCGUGCGCGCUGGUGGUGAGCGCCCUGGCGACGACCGGCAGCAUGGUCGGCUGGUCCGUGGAGGUGGCCAGGAUGGCCGAGGACCCUGAACUGCCGUUCAACAUCUCGACGUCUCAACAGCGAUGGCUUGUUUCGAGCGUGGGUAUUGCCUCGGUGGUAAGCACCCUGGCGACAGGAUGGCUCAUGGAGGCGCUGGGUCCAUGUCGUCUGCUAAGCUUGCUGUUGCUGCCUCAAGGCUUGGCAUGGAUCACCAUGGCCGUGUCAUACUCACUGCCCUGGAUCUUCGUAGGGCGCAUCAUCACGGGCGCUAUAGGCAUCAUGCUCACCACUAUCAUCCAGCCUCUGGUAGCGGAGUUGUGCCAGCCAGACGUGCGAGGUAUGCUGAGCGCUCUGCCGGAGAUGGCGAUAUCACUAGGCCUGCUGGGGGCCUAUGUUUUCGCGCGCUUUCUUGUGUGGCAAGCCGGCACCCUCCUGUGCGGGGUUCUGGUGUUCCCCUCCCUUUGUGGGGUUCUUUUCGUUCCUGAGUCCCCGUACUGGCUCAUUAAAAAGGGCAGAGAUAAGGAAGCUACUCGAUCAUUGAUGAGGCUACGGGCACCGGAGCACGACAUCGAGGCAGAGGUUGCGGCUAUCAGAGAUGGCAUCGCUCUGCAGGCGCUCGAACAAGGCUCCUUCGCUCAACAGUUUCGUUCAAUGGGCCAAAGUGUCAACUACCGCCCAGUCAUCCUCCUCUCGGUCCUUGUGGUUCUGAAAGAAGUCGGAGGCGCAAUGUUCAUUUUCAUGUACUCAGCCUACUUCUUCCUGGCUGCCGGAGUAGUGUGGGAUCCCUUCACAUGUACUGUGUUGGUGGGAGUAACGAGGCUAUUAUUUACAUUCGUGUCUGCUCUUGUGAUUGAUAAAGUUGGACGUCGACCAUUGCUGGUAUUCUCAUCACUGACCUGUGGCUCAGCAAUGUUCGUCAUAGGAGCAAUCGUGAAAAUAGGAAGUCCAUCUAUUGCUUGGAUCCCUCUGGUGGCUGUUCUUAUCUUCGUGGCAUCAUUUGGGCUCGGUGUGGGGCCAGUUCCUUGGAUUUUGGUUGGAGAAAUGCUCCCAACCCCAGUACGGUCGUUAGCUGCGUCCAUUUGUACGUGCCUCUUCGCCUUCUUCACGUUUCUACUAAGUGAGCUCAUGCCACAGAUUAUUGAAGUUUCAGGACUGGAUGACGCCGCCUUUGCAUUCGGAGCCUUUCAGAUUUUCUUGGCUCUCACAACUUGGCUGUUCGUGCCGGAGACCAGAGGCCGGACGCUGGAGGACUUGCAAACUGCUUUCUCCGGAGCUGCCCUCCGACCGUUCCGGAAAUCUCGAGAAGGAUAUGUACAGGCCUAUGGUUCCACGUUCUCCGAGGCCGGUCCCAGUCAGUCCAAAAAAGCCUAGUGGACAAUCAAUUGUCACGUUUAUAAACAACUAUCUAGGUUACCAAUUGAGAUAUUAAAAACGGAAAAAAUUAGAUCGUAAAAAAAAUGAUUUUGUAUCACAGAA